AUGACAUCACCAGAAGAUGCAGCCCCGGUCAAGCCUCCGCCAUCCUUCUCAGGAGCCCCCAUUGUCGUGCCGAAGUCGAGAUUCGAUGCGGACUCAGUGCAAAGCUCUUCUCGACCUCUCAGCUCAGAGAUACGAGAUUCGUCAGUUAUAGGUUCCCCCAGAACCUCGUUCGCUACACGAAGCGAAUCUCAGUCUCGCUCCGCAUCUCCCAGUAACCGACUGUCAGGCUCUACAUCUCUUCCCCAGAGAUUAUCGCUCGGUUCACCGCUGGGCAGCUUCCCAGACAGCUCUGACAACACCCGGUCUUUAAUAAUACGUUCUUUUGCUCCCUCGAUUGGCAUCUUCGCCUCCGAUGACACAGAAGAUCUGAUUAGACAAAAGGGGUUCAAGAAUGGCCUCAGGGAGCUUCUAAGGCCAUUCGGUGAAAAUAUCACGGGAAAAGUCGUCAUCAGAGAUAGCGGUGGAAUGAGUCGCACUUGGGAAGACUAUGGCGUCCGUUUCGUGAACCUAUCCCCAAGCAAUAGCCGAGGAGGUCCUACCCCUCCCGCAUCACCCCUACUGCAGCUUGAAGAGGUACUGCAAAGAAGGCUCGAUUCUGCGGACGAGUCUUCGAACAGAUUGUCCCGCCACAGUCAAGUACCGCUCUCGAAUAAAUACAUUGCUUCCCCCUUAUAUCAACUACUUCUGCGCCGAAUCCUGUCCAUAGACCAACCUACACCCCAUGAAACAUUCUUACAUCCGGUAGCCUGCGUCAUCGCUAUCAGUUCGCAUAACAAGGCUCCGCUCGAGUCGCUGCGGCAACUCUAUGCUCAGACUACCCAAGGCGAUACAGCGCCGCCACCUUACGUGCACCCUGAAUUCCUCCGAUACUAUGUUCUAGUGCACGACGAAGAUCGAAGCGACAUCGUGGAGUCCACCAAGCUGUACGAUCAGAUGAAGCGACAUUUUGGUUUGCAUUGUCACCUUCUUAGGCUUCGAAGUGAUCAAUGCGUGGUCACGGAUGAUGAUAGUGUUGAAGUACCAUCAUGCGAAUGGUUGUCACCUGAUGAAGAUCUUUCGAGCAUGAACGAAAAUAAUGCGUUAAUAGAUUUUGGCACUGGGACUCACUAUCUAUCCGAGAGUGACAUAUCGGCUAUAAAUUCUCUAGUGCGCGAACUAGUGGUCCAAUCUGUUAUACCUUUUAUGGAAAAUAAAGUUGCGCUUUGGAAUGACCAAGUGGCAUCGAAGCGACGAGGGAUCAGCGGAAGAUUCAUGUCCAUGUCCAGAAGGUGGACUGGCUUUGGCUCGAGCUCAAAGUCGGCCUCUUCUGGUUCGUCUUCCGGUAUGACUGGAAACUACAACACAUUAUACGGCUUCUAUGGACACGACGUACCGGAAGCGAUCCUUCGAAAGCUUGCUGAUUUUGCGUUCAUGCUCCGGGACUAUAAGCUUGCUGCAUCUACAUAUGACUUGGUUCGUUCGGAUUAUGCGAAUGAUAAGGCCUGGAAGUAUCACGCAGGUGCUCAUGAGAUGUGUGCAAUGAGCACGCUGCUUAAUCCUCUGACCUCAACCGCGAGGAGUAAACUCGAGGCAGUUGAUCAAAUGAUUGAUACUGCAUGUUAUUCCUAUCUCACGAGGUGUUCUGAUACAGUGAAUUCCCUGCGCUGUCUUGGACUUUCCCUAGAACUACUCAAGUCUAGAGGCGGAUCUGCGACUGAAGGGGCGGCGAAAUGGGCGAUGCGUGCAAUAGAACUGGGGCUUGCUGGUCCAAUUGGGCAAGCACUUCUUACCGAACGUGUCUCUGCUUGUUACGCCUCCAAAACGACGACCGGCGGUGCACAGUGGGGAGCACGACACAGAAAAGCAGCUAUGUGGAGUGUACUUGCUACUGACAAUUGGCUGAGACUGGGCAAACCUGCACUUGCCUCUGUUUGUUUGGAGGAUGCGGAUGGCCUGUAUGCUGAGAUAUAUGACAAAGACGGCGUUGUCCCUAUGCCUGAGAUGCGGACGUUCAUUGAGAAUCUACAGCGAGCUGUCAAGCUUGAGUAUCUGGAAGCGAAGGGUGUUGAUACUACUGAUGAAGUGGUAAUGGAUCAAGAGUUAGGGACUGAAGAGACCAGUGAGAAGCUGGAUCACAGAACGAAUCGCAAAUCAUUGAUAAUGACAUCCGGUCCUCUGGAUACCGGCCCUCUUGGCCCUAUGCAGCAUGAAGGGAACAGCUUCAAACCGCUUGAUGAUGAUUUUGAAUGAGAAUGGGGAGUUUAGCGCCAUACAAUUCCAUAUACCACGAUUAUAGAUAGAUCACGGGCUUUUAUGAGUUUAUAAUA
Messenger RNA from Talaromyces stipitatus ATCC 10500, 2306 nucleotides. RefSeq lists its product as uncharacterized. Gene Ontology annotation, biological process: endoplasmic reticulum to Golgi vesicle-mediated transport; protein localization to phagophore assembly site. The coding region runs from base 1 to 2229 and encodes 742 amino acids. The record is from RefSeq and is a predicted model, not a curated record. Gene Ontology annotation, cellular component: TRAPPIII protein complex; phagophore assembly site; cytoplasmic vesicle. Lineage: Eukaryota; Fungi; Ascomycota; Eurotiomycetes; Eurotiales; Trichocomaceae. The transcript is spliced from 2 exons.